Molecule: messenger RNA, 6705 nt
Organism: Calidris pugnax (ruff)
Lineage: Eukaryota; Metazoa; Chordata; Aves; Charadriiformes; Scolopacidae
Gene: ZBTB26
Product: zinc finger and BTB domain containing 26
Exons: 1
Coding region: 2044-3360 (438 amino acids)
Biological process (GO): regulation of cytokine production; regulation of immune system process; negative regulation of transcription by RNA polymerase II
Molecular function (GO): protein binding
Source: RefSeq, a predicted model, not a curated record
CCCCGGAGCAUCCUUGUGCCCAUUACCGGCUGAGCGGGAGUCGGGCCCGGUCGCCGCGCUCCCGGGAGGGGGAACCGGGAGGGGCGUGUGAUGGCUCUUGUCCCUCGGAGAGCGGGGGAACGGACGUGUGCCCAGGAAAGUCGCUUCUUUUCUGCUUUCGGCCUCUCGUGUGCCGUGUCUGAGGGGCGCCAGCCUGGCCGUGUGUCCUGCACAGCAUCACCCCGGGUCGGGCACGGCCACCCCGCUUACACUGCCCUGGCCCAAAGUGGAAAAAACAGGCUCACAAGUGGAAUUCCUUCACCAUUUCGCAGAGAAAACACAAAAGAAACGGUUCAGUAAUGCCCAAGGUUCACCGGAGGUACCUGAUGAUCUGUUGCUACUGUUCAUAUCUGCCGAAGGCUAUUCCCUGACAAAAUGAAACUUUUUGCCCUAGAAAUGGAGUGAGUGGGGCAGCUCUGGAGAGGGGGUGGGUAAGAGACUGGCGGCUCUACUUGCUGUAGGUUCGGCAGAACUGGUCCCUCUUUCCAAACUUUGUGGUCCCUUGUUUCUGAAGGCUUUUGGAAUCCUUUUCUAAUUUUUGCGUGCCAUACGCUGGAAGAUGGACCUGAGGGGCUCCAGUACUGAGGAGAUCAGGUCUCUGGAGAAUGUCUGAUCAGCAAAUUGAAACAACCCUGAUUAUCAACAGAUACUUCUAAAAAUAUUCUUCUUUGCACCCUUGUCCUGUGUAUUCAUUCAUUUACACUGGGCACAUCUCCGUUUCCUGUUGUGUUCACUGAGAUGGUAUUUCAUGCCCCAAGAGAGCACUAUCUGCUUUUAUCUAUAAACUUCAAAGCUGCCUUUCAAGCUAUAUGUGGUGUUCGUAAUAGUUGUGAGCUGUGAGUUUUGCUUUGUUUUGUUAUUUUAUCUCACCAAAUCUUGCAUCAUUUCGUCUCCUGUGAUUUCUUCACUUCCUGCAAUCCCAGUUCUCUGGCAGGAUUGCGUGAACAGUGUUUCAUCAAAAAUCAGUAUAGGCUUAUAAAUUCUUAGAAGAAGUGUUGAAAGACAAAAGCUUGAUACUUGUUUUAUGGAAGAUGCACUGUUACUCACUCCAAAUACUAUCAGACAAGAAAAAAUUUCCUCGAGGAGUGAUCUUCCAAAGAAGACGACAAGAAAUAAGACUUCUGGUGUUGGCCAGGUAUUCCAAACGGCGUGAUUUAUAUAAUGAGGGGCCAGACAGAAGACUUUUUUUCUGUGAUCUUUUUUUUAAAAAAACAAAAAACAACACACAGCAGACCAGCCCCAGCAAAAGACCCUAAAAGACAAUCUAAAAUGAUGCAUUAAACCUGGAGCUGCAGAUAUCAGAAAGCUUGUGUAGUCCUUCCUGCUAAAAGACUGACUUGUGGAAAUGACAGCUACUGCCAGUGAGAUGUGUCCUCUAUCAUUAUUCCUGCAAAUUGUGGUGUGUCCCAGAGGAAAUGUAGCCGUUGUUCUUGGACUGUAAAUCUUACAAGCAGUGCACGCUGGGUGCAGAAGGUUGAGGGAUGUUUGUAUGUCUGGCAAGUGCCAGGUUCUGUCUCACCUGGAAUUCAUUUCUCAUGAAAGCUAUUUAGGUGUUAAGGAAAUCGCAACCCAAAAGCUAAAGGAACGUCAUUAUUACUUGGUAAAGACAAAAUCUCUGAUGAGUCUUAAUGUGGAAGCAAAUUUUAACAAGAACUAAGGCUGCUAAAAAUACUUCUGUGGUUCCCCCUUUAAAUCGCAGACAAGUAGUGUGGAAAAACAUCUUAACUCUUUAGAAUACUGCUUCAGGAGAAUGUCUGUCAUAUCACCUGAACUUUAUAUUUAAGCUGCAUUAAAUUAAAAAAAGCUAGAAGAUAUUGUAAGGCAAGGUAUAAACUUGAUUUUUUUCUCUUGUAACAGACUUUAGUAUUUAUCUAGGAUAAAAUACAACUUCUGAUUAAACACACACUUUAUAUUAUUACUUUAGACCCUUCUAGUUUGCAUUUAGAAAACAAAAAAGUUCUCACUUGUGUUUUUUUCUUGCUGCUUUUCCUUAGGUGUGCCAAAAUGUCAGAAAGAUCAGAUAUUCUUCACUUCAAGUUUGACAGUUAUGGGGAUUCGAUGUUACAGAAAAUGAACAAAUUGAGGGAAGAAAACAAAUUUUGUGAUGUCGUGGUCCAUAUAGAUGACAUUGAAGUUCGUGGGCAUAAAAUUGUGUUUGCUGCUGGCUCCCCCUUUUUAAGAGAUCAGUUCUUACUAAAUGAAUCCAGAGAUGUAAAAAUCUCUAUCCUGCAGAGUUCGGAAGUGGGGAGGCAGCUGCUCCUGUCCUGUUACAGCGGCGUCCUGGAGUUUCCUGAAAUGGAGCUGGUGAACUACUUGACUGCUGCCAGCUUUCUGCAGAUGAGCCACAUCGUGGAGCGAUGCACACAGGCCCUGUGGAAGUUCAUCAAACCCAAGCAACCCUUGGAGAACAAGGAGUGCGAACAGCAAAGUGACUCCUCCGAGCUGAAGGACCAUCAAGGAGAUGACGACUCUCUGCAGCAAGAUUCGCCUUGUAUUCAGCCUUCCGAAGACAGCAUGGACAUGGAGGACAGUGAUAUUCAGAUCAUCAAGGUGGAGUCCAUCGGGGAGGUGACAGAAGUGAGGAACAAGAAGGAUCAGAACCAGUUUAUUUCUUCUGAACAAACUGCGCUGCAUUCCUCAGAGCCCCAACACUUUCUUAUCAACUCCACUGUUGAAAACAGAGCAAGUGAAAUAGAGCAAAACCACCUCCACAACUAUGCCCUUUCCUAUGCUGGCAGCGAUAACAUCGUCCUGGCCUCUAAAGAUAUGUUUGGGCCUAACAACCGAGGCAUAGACAAAGGCCUCCAGUGGCACCACCAGUGUCCCAAGUGCACCAGAGUAUUUCGGCAUCUGGAAAACUAUGCUAAUCACUUAAAGAUGCAUAAACUAUUUAUGUGUCUGCUCUGUGGCAAGACAUUCACUCAGAAAGGCAAUCUCCACCGGCACAUGAGAGUGCACGCAGGCAUCAAACCGUUCCAAUGUAAGAUCUGUGGCAAAACGUUCUCUCAGAAGUGUUCCUUACAGGACCACCUCAACCUGCACAGUGGGGACAAGCCCCACAAGUGUAACUACUGUGACAUGGUUUUUGCGCAUAAACCCGUUCUGAGGAAACAUCUUAAACAGCUACACGGUAAAAAUAGCUUUGACAAUGCCAAUGAAAGAAACGUUCAAGACAUAACAGUGGACUUCGAUUCAUUCACAUGUAGCGCUGCUACAGACAGUAAGGUCUGUCAGCAAACUGAUGCAAGCCAGGUACUGGAUGCAGGGAAGCUGCCUCAGGCUGUGCUCGGUUUAAGGAAUGAUAGUACCUGCGUCAAUUAAGCAAUUAAAACCAGCCCUUUGUAGGGAUCGUGACUGAGAGGAGCAAAGAGUUGGUUUGGGCUCUUACCUAAACUAGUAGUGUGCCCUGAAAGGCUAUGGAUGGAUGGAUGGAUGGCAGGUUGGACUGCAAAACCUGGCAGGUCUUCAGCCAUCGUUCUUAGUCUUACUUGAUAUUUUCUGUGAAUAGCAAUCUUCCUUCAGGUUUCUGUCUGUGUCUCUACUGUGGAUUAUGGGGUUAAUUGUUUCAUUUCUCUCUGAUUAGGAGACUCAAGACUAACACCUUUUGAAAGACUGAAGCUGUGGGCUGCAAGUAAACCAUCUGCUGAACAGUUAGAGGCCUCUGUGUCUGGGCAGAUGGAGGAAAGAGCAAAGAGGACAAGUCUGUGAGAUAACCCAAUUAUUUUUUUUUUAAAGCACUGGAUAACUGAAAGCACUCCAUACAGUUAAAUUUAAGCUUACCUCUUAAAAUUAUCUUUCUCUGAUCUUACCCUUAGACCCCUACAGUAUGAAGUAUUUCUGUGUCACUUUUUUGCCCUUUCUAAACUAUUUCAAGAAACUGCUGCUGCCAAUCGAUGCUAUCUUAAAAGCUCUCAGGGUUUUUAACCUCGACCUGCAUUAUGAAAAGAUAAAACCCUAAAUGAUUUGGCAGGGUUAGCUGAUCACUGCGUAGAACUGUUCAAAAUGAAAAUAAAUUGCAGCUCUGGAAUGUGAGAGGCCAGUGCCUGGAGUGCAAGUAUGACCUAUUUCUUUUGCUGUCAUACCUUGGAUUGUUAAAGGGCCCUUACCAGUGUAUGUACGGAGACAAGCUGAACAUUUCAAAACUAAAAAUUACCAUCCAUCUUCUGUAAAUUUUGCAUCACAUAAGCCACAACAAUUGUUGGUUUUAGAGCAAAGCUGGAGUGGAAAAAUAAUUGCUUUUUGACACUGUGAAAAGGUUCUGUUUUAAAAGCUGCAAUGUAUAACAACUCCAUGCUUUGCUUUUUUUUCUUUUUUGCUUUUUUUUUUUUUCCUCCCCUUAGUUCUUGUAUAUCUCUCCUUGAUAUCUAAUAAGGGCCACGUGUCAGUUAACUUGAAAAAAGAAACAAAAAUACCUGCCAUAAGAACAUUAACAACAUAAGGUUUUUUUGAUUUCUUGGACAUACAAAGAAUACUUUUUUUUUUUUCCUUUAAGUGACCUGCAGAGUUUGUGACCGUUACUGUUUCACAGAGCCUAGGGUGAGGUAUAGGUAGCACAAUUUCCACAGGUUAAUACACAACUAUUGACUGCACUCAGCAAUACCUCUUGUAAACCGCCUUAAACAUCAAAUGUAGCGGGAAUGGCGUGUUAAUUGGGAGUCUGGGAUUAUAUCGUAUUGCUUCUCAAAAGUGCCGUGGAAUUAUCCGCAUCCCAAUCAGGCUGAAAGAAACUAAUUUAUGUGAGGAACACCAUUCCCAGUAGAACAGCACUCUUAUUACAGUGAAGUGUAGCAUAGACUAAUAAUCAAAUGGCCGCUCCUCGGUAGAGAACUGCUGUUUGUGUUUGGAAUAAGUAUUUCUUCCGAUGCAGCUCUUUUCCACAAGGUUUGCCGUGAGGCUGAGAUUAUGCUUCCUACCUAGAAGUAGUACUGUCUGUGUGUCUGAAUGAGGGGGUGGGGGUGAAAGGCUGCUAUUGUAUGGUUACAAAUGCUAAACAGGUAUGACCAAAGGCGUGUUAGAGCAAAAAAUGUUUUGUAUGUAAUUAUCAAAAGUUGGUCUUGCUCUUCAGAUACAUGUGUGUAGAAGUCAAGAUUUCCUUAUGCAGACAUUACACUGAUGGACGAUAAAAAGUGUUAAUGUUGCAGAACGUUUUCAGAAAUCCACAUACUUUCAAGUAGAAAAGCAAGUGAUUCUGUGAAUCGGUUUUGCAAUUGAGUUCUUAAAACUACUGUACUUGACUGUUACAUGAACUAGUAGAUGGACAGCUAUGAAGUAAGCAAUUGACAUGGAAUCAGGGCAUUACAUCUUUCAAGUUGUAGCAAAUAUAUUUAGGUCUAAAAUCUAACUAUUUGGGACUUUUUAAAGCUAUUGUUCAGGUUCCUGGGGCAGAAAAUAGGUUUGCAUGGGAAGAAAAACUGUUUUUUCUCUUAAAGCUACCCGCUUUCAGAGUCGUUUUGAGCUAAAACUGACUGUGACGGUUGCAUCUGACACUUGCAUUCUGUCUUCAGGCAGAAUCUUCUGUAUUGUUCAAACAUUUUGAUAAUAUAUUAUUCACUAUAUGGAAGUAAGUUCUAGUGCUAACGUCAAAAAGAAGAUAGACAUGGAGAAUAAGAGCUUCCAGAGCCAGGUCAACAUGCUGUAAGGGACUAGUGAAUGAUCUAACCAGAUGUGAAUAUGGACACGUAACGGAAAUGCUCUUCUGCCAGAAAAAAAAAGGAAUAAAACUGUAAAAAUGUUAGAAAAAGCGGCAGCAAGAUGAACAGUAUUGAAAGCUUUGUCUAUCUGGGAAGGUUUUUUGUGGCAUCAUGAAGCUGUAACGUUACUGCAAGGAGAAUACAGCUUGGUGAAGUAGCUGUGGGUGACCUGAAGCCAAUAUGAAGAGACAAGGCAUUUCCUAAGAAACAAAGAAAAAAAAGAUUUGGUGAAGAUAUAUAGGUUUUCAGUCCACCCUGUGCUGUGGUGAUGUCAAUGUCUGAGAAGCUGAGACUGCUGGCCGUUCAGUUACAAGGCUGCUUGUGGUCAUUUGGUGAGACCCUGGCAGGAAUAAACAGGAAAAAGCAGAAAUGAAGACGACUGCUUGUUCAAUGAAAAUGGACAUAUCUGUUGGAUGAAAAGUGACUUCUUACUAAUGUCUGUGCUUCUGGCAAAAGGGUCAGACCAAAAGAUUUAUGCAGGAGAUGGCUGCGUGACUCCAGAAACACUGGAGAUGUGAGAGCAAUACGCUGAUGGCACCGUGCAAAGCGCACUCGGUGGCAGAGUUCAUCUAAGACUUGCCCCUAUGUGGAACAGACAAGUGAAGAGUAUAAAAGAGGUAUUAGAAAAGAAAAAUCUGGCUAAUGCUUCUCUGAAUUAGAGAUUAAAAUGGAGUGAGAAUUAUUAUAAAUGGAAUAUACAGAGGCAGCUCGAUUAUAGAAUAAGAUGAACUUAAUUGUCCAUGUAUGUAAAACGUUGUCUUCAUUGCAAUGUUCCGAUUAGUGAAAGACUAGAUCCAUUGGUUGUUGCUACUGAUGCUGCGUAUUCAGACGAGGACUAUGGCAGUUAUCAUGAUCUGUGUGUUAAUGUGUAGAAUACUAUUUGCUGGUAAGUGGAUAGUCUAACAACUUAAUGUGCUGUACAACUUCCUGCGUAUCCUAAACAUAACUGAAGUCUAUUACAAAAAUAUUUUAAUAA